AUGCACCGCAAGUCGCUGGAGGCGGCGCAGCAUCUGAAGGAGUCGGGGUCGGAGCGCGAGGGCUCCGAGCCCGAGCCCGAGCGCGCGCACUCCGCCUCGCCGCGCCGCGACCCGCACGACCACCAGGCGCAAAGUUCGCCAGGCAGCAGUACUACAGCGUCCUCAUCAGCGAAGGGCCGAGCUUCGCCUGAACCUGGGCGGGAGCUGUACGAAGAUCCCGAGGCAUUCCGCAACAACAGCAUCGCAUGUUUACGGGCCAAGGCGCAGGAACACCAGGCCAGGCUACUCUCCAACAAUUUACUACUGCAGGUGAAUAUUAAACCUGGUUGCAUGUACGAUUAG
Parnassius apollo (apollo) is the source of this 342-nucleotide messenger RNA. Lineage: Eukaryota; Metazoa; Arthropoda; Insecta; Lepidoptera; Papilionidae. The record is from the annotation of a GenBank genome assembly.